Molecule: messenger RNA, 1917 nt
Organism: Seriola dumerili (greater amberjack)
Lineage: Eukaryota; Metazoa; Chordata; Actinopteri; Carangiformes; Carangidae
Gene: kera
Product: keratocan
Exons: 3
Coding region: 87-1118 (343 amino acids)
Molecular function (GO): protein binding
Source: RefSeq, a predicted model, not a curated record
CUUGCCAUUUGGGACAACGCUCGACAACUUGCUGAAGGAGGACAUAGGAAAGAGGAAAUUUACAGAGUUUAAGAUUGCACAGUGAAAUGGCACUUCUCCUGAGCCUUCUCUGCAUCUUGUGCCUGGUCGGGCCAAUUAUCGGCCAGGACAUGCCUUAUGAGGAAUAUAUGGCCCAGAUCCAAGCCUGCCCCAAAGAGUGUCGCUGUCCCCCCAACUUCCCUCGUGCUGUCUACUGUGAUAAUAAAGACCUGAAGAGCAUCCCUAAAAUCCCUCCACACACAUGGUAUCUCUACUUGCAGAACAAUUUAAUAGAAGUGCUGUCAGCUGAUGCCUUUCGUAAUGCCACACAGCUGCGCUGGCUCAACCUAAACCGCAACAAAAUCACUAGUGAAGGAGUGGAAGAGGGUGUCCUGGGUACAAUGUCUCACCUGGUGCACCUGUACAUGGAUGACAACCUCUUGUCUUCUGUGCCAUCUUCUCUGCCAGCCAGCCUUGAGCAUCUACGUCUCUCUCGCAAUCGCAUCUCCACAAUCCCUACUGGCGUCUUCAUUGGUCUUGAAAAGCUUAGCCUCCUGGACCUCCAGGGGAACAAGUUGAUGGAUGAUGCCGUGACUGAGGUGAGCCUGAAGGGUCUAAACAACCUGGUACAGAUCAACCUAGCCAAGAACCAGCUGGCAAGCAUGCCUCUUGGCCUACCACCCACCACCACUCAGCUUUUCCUCGAUGGCAACAGCAUUGAGAAGAUCCCAGCCAGCUACUUCAAAGGUUUGCCCAAAGUGGCAUUUCUGAGGCUCAACCACAACAAACUUGGGAGCAGUGGAAUUCCCAAAAAUGUGUUUAAUGUCUCCAGCAUUUUGGACUUGCAGCUGUCCCACAACCAGCUGACUGAGGUGCCCCUCAUUCCCUCCGGCCUUGAACACCUUCACCUCGACCACAACAAGAUCAAAAGUGUAAGUGGCUCCAAUGUGUGCCCUGUCUCCGUCGACGCUAUUGACGACUCCAUCAAUGAAAGUGUUCCUCGAUUGCGCUACCUCCGACUGGAUGGCAACGAAAUUAAGCCACCGAUUCCCAGGGAUGUCAUCCUCUGCUUCCGUCUCCUUAGGUCCAUUGUCAUCUAAGAAAAGGAAAAUCAUCAUGGUGUUGGCAAAUUAUACAAUCUAUGACUUGGCGAUGCUGGUUUCAUGAGACUUGUGAAACCAUAUGUCAAAAAUGGAAACAUGAGUAAUAUUUGCAUGCUUGUGAAAUAUUUGACACUAGUUGGCAUCAACUUAUUUUAUUGAGGAGAAGUUAUUUUUUCAGUUCCAGAAAACUGUAAUUUUUUAGUAGAAUUUGAAUAAAAUCAGAAAGAAACAGCCAAUAGGUCAAUAAGGAACUGAUUGGUUAGGUGCGUUAAUUGAUGGUGCAAUCUGUUGACCACUAGUUGUGCCUUAUGUUGGUGUAAACAUCUGCAUGUAGAAUUCUGAACCAAAACCUAUUACAGCGUAGCAUGACAGUGAUUAAGGGGGAUAAUAUGUAUUUAUGGCAUGUGGACAUCUUUGAGGACUCGUUGUCAUUAUCCUUUCUUGAGCAGGAAGUAGACCUUAUGAAUGCAUAGGGAAAUAUCACUUUAGUUUUGUUUUGUUUUGUUUUUUUCUAUUGUUUCAGGAAAACCUUUGACUGCUUUAUAUUUGUAGACUUGAAACCAAAUGAAUGGUCUUGUGUUCUUGUUAACUUUAGAAAAUUACUCUAUUCUACAAUUAUGCAUAUAUACUGUAGGUAAUUUAUUUUUAUUUAAUAUUGUUUGAGAAAAAAAAGAACAAAAAAGUAUAAACCUGAGAGUCCUGUGAAUAUUCAUGGCCAAUAUUCCUUAAUGUUUUGUAUGCAAAAGAAAUGUGAUAACUGUUUUUAAAAAGAAAUGCCAACACAGUUUUUAAUUAU